This is a messenger RNA of Psammomys obesus (fat sand rat), 1677 nucleotides long. Its product is annotated as histone H1.0. Lineage: Eukaryota; Metazoa; Chordata; Mammalia; Rodentia; Muridae. Gene Ontology annotation, biological process: negative regulation of DNA recombination; nucleosome assembly; chromosome condensation. The transcript has a single exon. The record is from RefSeq and is a predicted model, not a curated record. The coding region runs from base 9 to 593 and encodes 194 amino acids. Gene Ontology annotation, cellular component: nucleosome; nucleus. Gene Ontology annotation, molecular function: nucleosomal DNA binding; structural constituent of chromatin; double-stranded DNA binding.
CGGCCACCAUGACCGAGAACUCCACGUCCACCCCGGCGGCGAAGCCCAAGCGGGCCAAGGCCGCCAAGAAGUCCACGGACCACCCCAAGUAUUCGGACAUGAUCGUGGCUGCCAUCCAGGCAGAGAAGAACCGCGCCGGCUCCUCGCGCCAGUCCAUCCAAAAGUACAUCAAGAGCCACUACAAGGUGGGUGAGAACGCCGACUCCCAGAUCAAGUUGUCCAUCAAGCGCCUGGUGACCACUGGGGUCCUCAAGCAAACCAAAGGCGUGGGCGCCUCGGGCUCCUUCAGGCUGGCCAAGGGCGAUGAGCCCAAGCGGUCGGUGGCUUUCAAGAAGACCAAGAAGGAAGUCAAGAAAGUGGCCACCCCAAAGAAGGCAGCCAAGCCCAAGAAGGCUGCCUCCAAAGCCCCAAGCAAGAAGCCCAAAGCCACCCCGGUCAAGAAGGCCAAGAAGAAGCCGGCUGCCACGCCCAAAAAAGCCAAAAAGCCCAAGAUUGUCAAAGCCAAGCCAGUCAAGGCAUCCAAACCCAAGAAGGCCAAACCCGUGAAGCCCAAAGCCAGGUCCAGUGCCAAGAGAGCCAGCAAGAAGAAGUGACGGGGAAGGCUGUGCUUGUGGACACUCCUUCCUCCCUCCCAUUUUCUGUAAAUACAUUUCUCUCUUGAUCUUAUCUGCAACCCUUUGCCCAUUCUCUUCUGACUUUAUAUAAAAAGGACAGUUUGGAUUCCUCAGACAGACAUUGUGGAACGAGUCCAUUUUCCUUAACCCAUUGUGCAAAGACAGCAAACAGACCUGGUCUUUGUAGUGAAGUUGUACUUUUUUUCUUGAUUUGAUGAUAACCUUACGGCGUUUGGGAUGGGGGGGGGGGGUUUGUUUUGUUGGGUGGUUUGUUCACUAUGAAGGUAAAUGGAACUGGCAAAGUUCUAGCUAGGUGAGGGGACCCAGGGACUAAGGUUUGUCUUUUAAGGCUUUCUUAAGUUGCUCAUCCCUUGGGAGUUUUGAAAACCUUUGGUGGGGAGCCGGUGAUACCCCAGCUAGCUGGCCAAGGAGGGAGGGAAGGAGAGAGACUCGUGGGGCUGCCCCACCAAGGGUGAGCAGUUGGACCUGUUUUUUUGUUUUUGUCUUCUGCCCGAGUUCCUCCCCAUUGUCUAGAAGGGGAAAAGGGUCCAAGUGACAGCUGGUUAGAGAAGCUAGCUUCUCACACCCAGGAUCUAGCCAUUGGGGAAGGUCUUUUCAGCAGUCUCUGGUUAAAUGGGAGUGGAUUUAGGGGGAGGGGCGGGGAGUCAGCCAAGUGCCUCAGUGUGCCUAUGGAAACUUGGGUUUUUUCCACACGAUUGAUAAAUUGUGUCCUCGGAGGACUUUGUUCUCCGCCCCCCCGCCCUGUCCUGUAUAAGAUGUGGCUUUGCUUGGUGCCGCUUCAGUUCUGGGAGCUGCCACUUAAAGCCCCAACCUCUUUUACUUUCUGAGGCUUUUCUAAGGAGCCGAGGAGGGGGAGAGGCAGAGCGUGGACUGGGACAUACCGCAGUUGGUUUGAAUCUGCUAUGUAGCUUUAGAGAGCCAGAUCAUGCGCAUGUGUAUAGAUAUCCGUACCUACGACUAGACUUUAGUCUCACUUCGGGAGCUGGGAGAAAAAACCUGUACAGUUGUCUUUCUCUUAUUUUAAUAAAAAUAGGAAACUCGA